Molecule: messenger RNA, 1490 nt
Organism: Triticum urartu
Lineage: Eukaryota; Viridiplantae; Streptophyta; Magnoliopsida; Poales; Poaceae
Source: RefSeq, a predicted model, not a curated record
CCCCCCCCCAACCCCCCGGAGCGAAAAGAAAAAUAACAAUCCGAGCGUAGCGAAACCCUAGGCAGCGCAGCAGAGGAACCGAUCCCCGGCGAUGGCGGCGGCGAUGGAGGAGCUGACCCGCAGCGGGUUGGCGGGGAUGGAUUUCUCCAUCUUCCGCGGGGAGUCCGAGGCCGAGGGCGAGCGGGGUGCCGGGGGGAACCAUGAGUGUAUCAACAUCAGGCCUCCAUCCCCAUCCCCAUGCGCCAACGAGGAGCAGCCGCCGCCGGAGAAGAUGGAGCAGGAGGAGGAGGAGGGGGAGGGGGAGAAGAAGGAGGAGUGGGUCUACAGGGAGGAGGAUCGGAUCACCAGGUACCGCGGGCUGUGGGAGAGCCGCUUCGCCGGCAAAUACGGCUCCUUCGACGACCAGACAACUCUUGGUCCCAUGCGCUUUACAUUCGGACCCAUCCCGAGCUACGCCAGACCUCAUUGUACCAUCCAGAUCUUCGGCAUCCGGGUGGCCAACCUGGAAGACGGUCUCCAGUGGCCGCUGCAUGUCCACGGCUUUGUCGCCGCGAGGGACACCUCGGAUCACAAUCGCAACUUCCUCUUCAACCGCACCAGUGAUAACUGCCAGGUCCUCACCCGACAGGAUCCAUACCUACUGCUGACAGGCCCGUCGCGCGCGAUCGUGAUCAUUGACCCGAUCACGAUUGAGUUCCAGCUGAAGGUGAAGAGCAAGACGGACCCCGAAGAGGACGAGAUGCUGGCCUUCGGGAUCUUCAACUACCCCCAGACCUACCUUGCCACACAUGUGAUCCGCUCUGGUAUCCUCUGCGACCGGUGCACGAUCCAGCUUGCCUACGCGCCGCUGGACCCCUCGGGCGAGGCGACCGUCAUCCAUGUCCGGAUCAUCGACGGUGUGUGGCCAGAGGGUCUCCGUGGGCGCGUCGUCGCCGAGGUCACAACCGUGCGGGAAGGAGAGGUGCUGCUGCUCGACUCCCGGGACGGGAAGAUGCCGAUCAGCCCUUCAACCGGCGCGGUCGAGCUCUCGAGGCACGUCGUGUCGGUGGACCUCGAGGGGGGGAAGCUGGUUGUCUCCGUGGUGGCGUCCCCUCAGACCGCUGGCAAAGAAGACGGUGAUGAUGGUGGUGGCGCUGCCGUCGUUGUUGCGCGAGGCGAGGCCGUGUUCACGCCAGAGAGGGCCGGCACGAGCAAUGGCACCUGCGAUCUUGGCUUCUGCAAGGUGGAGGUUGCUGUUGCAUGGUCCCUUGUUUCGAGCUUGUGGAAUGAGUGGCGCGCCCUCGCGAAACUCGCGAAGGAGAGGGCAUGAAUGAGUGUUCUUUGUGUUCCUGUGUAGUGAUCAGCUCAGGCGAGCACUGGAACCGAGGUUCUUCUAUGUCUGUUUAGCCUUGUUUGAGAGUUGAUCUAGUCUGCUAGUUUAUUCAGUCUACUUAAUUACUAUAUUUUGUGACUGGUGAAGUGCUUCUCCGUAUGACCGCCUCUUUUUUUCA